Molecule: messenger RNA, 2328 nt
Organism: Thermothelomyces thermophilus ATCC 42464
Lineage: Eukaryota; Fungi; Ascomycota; Sordariomycetes; Sordariales; Chaetomiaceae
Exons: 3
Coding region: 396-2072 (558 amino acids)
Biological process (GO): transmembrane transport
Cellular component (GO): membrane
Molecular function (GO): transmembrane transporter activity
Source: RefSeq, a predicted model, not a curated record
AUGGCUAACCUACGCCAAAGCUCCUGAAACCCACAGGGUAUCGGUAUCCAUCGCGUUAAUCGCCUUUCAGUCCCUCCCUCCUCCGAGUCCCCCGGGUCUAUCCCACAUCUCACUCUAUCCUCAACCGCCAUGAAGCUGCUGUCGCACGGCUGCACGUAACGCACGCUCUUAUCUCCGCACCGUCUUGACACACGGUGCAGCGACUCCGGUCGCAUUUCGUUCACCUCCCCGCCGGGAUGCCUCGAUACGGCUGAAGUCUGCUCUUUCGUCAUAGUUUCAGCAUCUCUUUCUGUCAUCGCUCCCCUGUGAUAUUUCAUCAUCACAUCCGUCAGUCGGCCUUCUCCGUCUUGAUCGCUCCCACCCCGCUCCCAUUCCCCAAGUCAGACUCCUUCACGAUGGGGAACGCAAAGCUACACCGCGCCCGACUGCUGUCGAGCGUGGCCGCCGUCAUGAUUUCUUUGGCGUGCGGCACCAAUUACGUCUACUCGGCCUGGGCGCCCCAGUUCGCCGAUAAGCUGCACCUCACCACUACCCAGAUCAACCUGAUCGGCCUUUCCGGCAACAUGGGCAUGUACUCCAUGGGCGUCCCCGUCGGCCUCUUCGUCGACCACCGCGGCCCCCGCCCGGCCGUUCUGGCCGGCGCCCUGUGUCUCGGUAUCGGCUACGUCCCCUUCCGGACCGCCUUCGAGACCGCAUCCGGCUCCGUGCCCGCCCUGUGCUUCUUCGCCUUCCUCACCGGCCUGGGAGGCUGCAUGGCCUUUGCCGCCGCCGUCAAGACGUCCGCCCUGAACUGGCCACAUCACCGGGGCACCGCAACCGCCUUCCCUCUGGCCGCCUUCGGCCUGAGCGCCUUCUUCUUCUCCCUCUGCGGCGCCGUCUUCUUCCCUGGUGACACGGGCGCCUUCCUUACCCUGCUCGCUGCCGGCACCUUCGCCCUGAUCUUCACCGGCUUUUUCUUCCUCAAGGUUUAUCCACACACGUCCUACCAGAGCCUCCCGACCACUUCGGGCCUGUCCGGCUCGCAGCACCUGCACCGCACGCUCUCCGAGGAGGCCAAAACCACAAGACUGCACCGCCACGGGCGACACUCCUUGGAUGCAGAACCUGGUACGUCGCCCAAUACCACCACCACCACCUACACGACUCCCGCCGCGACGGCCGGUCCCUCCCGGGAGCCCCUCCUCAACCCCGCCCACGAUUCGGCUGAUGUCGAGGCCGCUCUCCCUCCCUCCCCUGACGGUCGAUCCCACGACGCGGACGCCGACGAGGCCUCGUCCCUCAUGUCCAAGUCGACGGCGUCCUCGGUGGCCGGCGAAGUCUAUGUCCAGAACAGUGUUGAUAUGGAUCGUUCCCAUCGUGUAGAUAUCCGUGGUUGGCGUCUGUUGCGCAAUCUCGACUUCUGGCAACUCUUUUCCAUCAUGGGUAUCCUUGCCGGCAUCGGAUUGAUGACCAUCAACAACAUCGGCCACGACGUACAAGCGCUCUGGAAGCUCUACGAUGACUCGGUCGAUGAGGCCUUUCUCGUUCACCGGCAGCAGAUGCAUGUCUCUAUCUUGUCGGUCGGCAGUUUCUGUGGUAGACUCUUGAGUGGUGUCGGGUCCGACUUUCUCGUCAAAAGACUGCACGCCAACCGCGCCUGGUGCUUGGUCCUCGCCUGCUUUGUCUUUUGCAUCGCCCAGCUCUGUGCCCUCAACGUUACGAACCCCCAUUUCCUUGGCUUCGUCUCCGGCCUGUCGGGACUCGGCUACGGCUUCCUCUUUGGCGUGUUCCCCUCCAUCGUGGCCGAGUCGUUUGGCAUCCACGGCCUAAGCCAGAACUGGGGCUUCAUGACCCUCAGUCCCGUCAUCUCCGGCAAUAUUUUCAACCUGUUCUACGGCGUCGUUUUCGACAGCCACAGCGUUGUGGGACCAGACGGCGAGCGGUACUGCCCAGAUGGCCUGGACUGCUAUAAGAAUGCGUAUUAUGUCACCUUAACCGCCUGCGGCGUCGGCAUCGUCAUCACGCUCUUGACGAUUCGCCGCCAGUACCGCGAACGGUUGAGGGAGGAGGGAAAGGGAGCGGCUGAGGAUUAAUAAGAGGCACGCGAUGUCUCAAAAGAAAGAGACUGCGAAUCUUUGGCGGGGAUGAGAACGCUUUUCCCGAGUUCUUUUAGACAGGUAAAUAAGGACGCUUGACUAUUUUGUUGUUAAUAAUAGCAUCGGCCUAUAGGGGAAUAAGGGGAAUAGACGGAGGGCUAGCAGGGCCGCGGCGUUUGGGGCAAGGGUAGGCUCACUUAAGCAAUGCUGCGAGAGACGAGCGGCCGAACUCGGAGAGUUUGCGUUGCGGCAA